AUGAGCCCCUGGUUGGAGCCAACUCACUCCACCUUCCUUCUUUGCCUGUGGAUCCCUCCUCUGGGCUUGAGAUCAGCAAAGCAAUUGUCCUCUCCUCGAAUGUGCCGAAGCCCAUGGACAAGGACUCAGACUGUGGACCGAUGCAAUGGCAGCACAGUGACCGAGUUUAUCCUCGUGGGCUUUGAGAAGAGCUCCCCUUCUACACGAGCAUUGCUAUUUGUGCUCUUCCUCGCCUUCUACAGCCUUGCCAUGGCCAUGAAUGGCCUCAUCAUCUUCAUCGCCUGGACAGAUCCUAAGCUCAACAGUCCCAUGUACUUCUUCCUUGGCCACCUGUCCUUUCUAGACAUCUGUUUCAUCAGCACCACCAUCCCACAGAUGCUAAUCCACCUCGUGGUUAGAAAUCACAUCGUCUCCUUUUUGUCUUGCAUGACCCAGAUGUACCUGGUCUUUGGUGUAGGUGUGGCUGAGGCCAUCCUCCUAGCUUUUAUGGCCUAUGACCGUUAUGUUGCUAUCUGCCACCCGCUUAACUAUGCCCAAAUCAUGAACCAGCAGGUCUGUGGGAGACUUGUGAGUACUUCCUGGUUCUUUGGGCUGGUCAAUGGCAUCUUUCUAGAGUACAUAUCAUUCCGGAACCCCUUCUGUAGAGACAAUCACGUAGAAAACUUCUUUUGUGAAGCCCCCAUAGUGAUUGCUCUCUCCCGUGGAAACCCUCAGUUCAGCAUGAAGAUGAUCUUUCUCGAUGCUAUCAUAGUGCUGCUCAGUCCCAUGGCACUCAUUGUCAUCUCUUAUGCCCGCAUCUUGGCUUCCAUCCUGGGCAGAGCCUCCUCUUCGGGGGGUCGGGGGAAGACCUUCUCCACUUGUGGCUCCCAUCUCACUGUGAUCAUCUUUUUAUACACUUCAGCCAUGUUCUCGUACAUGAAUCCCCGUAGUACGCAUGGCCCUGACAAAGAUAAGCCUUUGUCCCUCCUUUACACUAUCAUCACCCCCAUGUGUAAUCCCAUCAUUUAUAGUUUUCGAAACAAGGAAAUGAAGGGAGCCAUGAGGAGAGCCCUUGGCAAGACUGGUCUAACCCAAACAGAAUCCGUCUAA
Suncus etruscus (white-toothed pygmy shrew) is the source of this 1089-nucleotide messenger RNA. Its product is annotated as olfactory receptor 10AD1-like. Lineage: Eukaryota; Metazoa; Chordata; Mammalia; Eulipotyphla; Soricidae. The coding region runs from base 1 to 1089 and encodes 362 amino acids. Gene Ontology annotation, biological process: G protein-coupled receptor signaling pathway. The transcript has 2 exons. The record is from RefSeq and is a predicted model, not a curated record. Gene Ontology annotation, cellular component: membrane. Gene Ontology annotation, molecular function: olfactory receptor activity; G protein-coupled receptor activity.